AUGUCCACCGCCAAUCCCUCCGACACCGACACGGCGUCCCCGCCAACACGUCCCACCAUCACGCUCCCGCCUCGUCCUUCCGUCGAAGCAUUCUUCGCUGGUGCCGCUAGUCCAGGACCGAUGACACUGGUUUCAAGCUUCUUCGCUACUGAAUCCGCCACUUUCUCUCAGCUUCUCGCCGGAGCUAUGGCUUCUCCGCUUGCGUACUCCUCCGCCGCCACGGAGAAUUACUUUGUUAAGGAAGAUGAUGUGGUGAAUAGGAACUCGGGGUUUAAACAGAGUCGACCGAUGAACUUGAUUGUUGCGCGGUCGCCGGUUUUUACUAUUCCGCCUGGUUUGAGUCCUUCCGGGUUUCUGAAUUCGCCUGGAUUCUUUUCUCCACAGAGCCCCUUUGGGAUGUCACACCAACAGGCUUUAGCACAGGUUACAGCUCAAGCUGUCCUAGCACAAUCUCAUAAUAUGCAAAUGCAACCUGAAUAUCAGCUGGUCUCAUUAGAACCUCCCACCGAACAAAUGGUAGAGCAGCCGUCUUUUACUCGAAAUGAAGCUUCGGAGCAGCAAGUGGCAGCACCAGUAUCAGAAUCUAGAAAUGCUCAAAUGGAAACGUCCGAGGUUACACAUUCUGAUAAGAAAUAUCAACCACCUUCCCUACCGAUUGACAAACCUGCAGAUGAUGGCUACAACUGGCGCAAGUAUGGACAGAAGCAGGUUAAGGGGAGUGAAUAUCCGCGGAGCUACUACAAAUGCACGCAUCUGAAUUGUCCCGUGAAGAAAAAAGUUGAGCGUGCCCCUGACGGUCACAUAACUGAAAUUAUCUAUAAAGGCCAGCAUAAUCAUGAGAAGCCUCAGGUAAAUAGGCGUGUCAAAGAAAAUAGUGAUGUGAAUGGAAAUGCGAACGUUCAAACUAACUCAAACUCACAAGGUUGGUUUGGAAAUUCAAACAAAACUAGUGAAAGUCUACGUGAUUGUUCGGUGCCUGAAAGUGACCUAAUAUCCAAUCAAGGGGCUUCUAGGCCACUACCGGGAUCAUGUGAAAUUGUGGAAGUGGAUGAUGCAGACAAUAAGGAAGAGGGAGGCGACUCUGGGCCAAACCCAAAGAGAAGGAGCAUUGAAGCGGUGGUUCCUGAAGCACCUGCAUCUCAGAAGACUGUCACAGAACCCAAAAUCAUUGUGCAAACAAGAAGUGAAGUUGAUCUUUUAGAUGAUGGCUACAGAUGGAGAAAGUAUGGUCAGAAAGUGGUGAAGGGAAAUCCUCAUCCAAGGAGUUAUUACAAAUGCACCAGUGCAGGAUGCAAUGUGCGCAAACACGUUGAGAGAGCAUCAACAGACCCAAAAGCUGUCAUAACCACAUACGAGGGAAAACAUAAUCACGAUGUCCCUGCUGCUAGAAACAGCAGCCACAGCACAGCUAAUAGCAAUUCAAUGCCAUCAAAGCCACAGGCUAGAGUGCCAGAAAAGCAUCCUUUGCUUAAAGAUAUGGAGUUCGGAAACAACGAUCAGAGACCUGUACAUUUACGCUUAAAAGAAGAGCAAAUCAUAGUAUAA
Molecule: messenger RNA, 1545 nt
Organism: Lathyrus sativus (Indian pea)
Lineage: Eukaryota; Viridiplantae; Streptophyta; Magnoliopsida; Fabales; Fabaceae
Source: the annotation of a GenBank genome assembly